AUGACAGUGAAACUGGGAGAGAGCAGUGGGGAGGAAGGGGUGAAAAAGCUGGGCAAGAGAGCAGGAGGAGAUGAGGAGUCCCUGGAAGAAGAAGGGGCAGGAGGAGGAGAGGCAGUUCCAGGCAGCAGCAGCACAAAGAAAGAGGAGAAGAUUAUUAACAACAACACUAACAGCAGCCCCCCACCAAACCCCAGCUUAUCGCAGGCUCCGGCCUCCCUGCAGCCCUCCCACAGCCAGGACCAGCAUCAUUUUCUCAGGUCCAGCGUCAGACCUCAGAGCAAGAGGCUGAAGAAGGACUCCCAGGCAUCCUCUUCAGUUGGCAGCAGCACUGCUGCGAAAGGCAAAGCAGCAGAUAAUGGAGGGACUGCAUCUGGUGGCACAUCAGGAAUUCCUCCCAGCAAUCCUUCUGGGAAUUCCAAGUCAGCUGCAAGGAACCUGGGCUCCUCAGCUGGAGAGAAGGAGGAAGGAAAGAAGGUCAGACGGCAGUGGGAAUCGUGGAGCACAGAGGACAAAAAUACCUUCUUCGAGGGACUGUAUGAGCAUGGGAAGGACUUUGAAGCUAUCCAGAACAACAUUGCUCUUAAAUACAAGAAGAAAGGCAAACCAGCAAGCAUGGUGAAGAAUAAGGAGCAGGUCCGCCAUUUCUACUACCGCACCUGGCACAAGAUCUCAAAGUACAUUGACUUUGAUAAUGUGUUUUCUCAAGGACUGAAAAAAUCCUCCCUGGAGCUUUAUGGCUUAAUCUGCUAUGGGGAAUUAAGGAAGAAGAUUGGGGGAUGUGA
Eurypyga helias (sunbittern) is the source of this 782-nucleotide messenger RNA. Its product is annotated as protein cramped-like. The annotation marks the transcript as partial. The transcript has 4 exons. The record is from RefSeq and is a predicted model, not a curated record. Gene Ontology annotation, cellular component: nucleus. Lineage: Eukaryota; Metazoa; Chordata; Aves; Eurypygiformes; Eurypygidae. Gene Ontology annotation, molecular function: chromatin binding. Gene Ontology annotation, biological process: pattern specification process.